Botrytis fragariae is the source of this 690-nucleotide messenger RNA. RefSeq lists its product as uncharacterized. The record is from RefSeq and is a predicted model, not a curated record. Lineage: Eukaryota; Fungi; Ascomycota; Leotiomycetes; Helotiales; Sclerotiniaceae. The coding region runs from base 1 to 690 and encodes 229 amino acids. The transcript has a single exon.
AUGUCGAGCUUUCCACAGUUCGCUCUUCUCCCAAUCGAGUUACAGCUUCAUAUAUGGAAUUUUGCACUAGAGGCUCAAGAAGGGCACAUUGUCCCAGUGGAGCAUUUACGAUAUGGGCGUCCCAGAACAUUCAGCCCGCAUACUCUAUACUUCGUGAAUUGUGAUUCACGGAGAACAUAUCUCGGAUAUCACAAGAGCAAUUUGGCCCGCUAUCCGAGGCUGGGAAUCGUGGUCUUCGACCCGAGAAUAGACAUAGUUUUGGUAGAAGUAGGCUGGGUGAAAUGGAUCAAAAAUGCUUUGACCCAGAUCAGAGAUAAACCAGAGGGCAGAGUUAUGAAAGAUGUCCGCAAUAUCGCCAUGGCCGUAUUCUACGAAGACAGUCUUAGUCACGAGGGGCUGCAAACGCUUCCCAACUCGUUCGGAAAUACUAUAGCAAGAGUGUUACCAUCCCUUGAAAACUUCAUCUAUGACUUCGGAUAUGAUUUCAGAAACCCCUGUUUUGAAAGAUUAUAUAGAGCGAGUCAAGGGAUUGAUUAUGAACAAGGUUCACCAAUUUAUAUGCAGAGAAAGGAUGGAAGACGAGAGGAAUUUCUGGUUCAGCUGGCACGGGAGAUUUUGGAAGAAUACAAGCGCAGCGAGAACCCCAAGUGGAACAUUCCGAGGGUACUGUCAACGCUCGAGAUUUAUUGA